Molecule: messenger RNA, 1728 nt
Organism: Lodderomyces oxycetoniae
Lineage: Eukaryota; Fungi; Ascomycota; Pichiomycetes; Serinales; Debaryomycetaceae
Product: SUI3
Exons: 3
Coding region: 1-1728 (575 amino acids)
Biological process (GO): translational initiation
Molecular function (GO): translation initiation factor activity; protein binding
Source: RefSeq, a predicted model, not a curated record
AUGACGGCAGAGGAUGUCAAGGUGAUAGUAGAGGAUGUUAAGGUGAUAGGAGAGGAUGUUAAGGUGAUAGGAGAGGAUGUUAAGGUGAUAGGAGAGGAUGUUAAGGUGAUAGGAGAGGAUGUUAAGGUGAUAGGAGAGGAUGUUAAGGUGAUAGGAGAGGAUGUUAAGGUGACGCCAGAGAAUGUUAAGGAUUUAGAUGUCAAGGAUCUAGAUGUCAAGAAUUUAGAGCCCUUGACGCAGGAGGAGAUGGAUGCGGUGAUAUAUGAUGCUAGGGUUGGUGAUGUAGAAGUAUUGAAAGAGAUAUUUGACGAAAUACCCAAAUCAUACUUGUUAACAAUCAAAGACGAUAUUAGUUUGAGUACACCUAUACAUAUGGCGGCAGCCAAUGGACAUUUGGAUACGAUAAAGUAUCUUUUAUCGAUCAUUUCAAAAGAUGACGCAGUAAGAUUGGUACAAGCCAAAAACGAUACAGGGAACACUGCUCUUCAUUGGGCGGCAUAUAAUGGACAUCUUGAAGUUGUCAAGUACUUGGUUGAGUUUGAAGCUGAUCCGUUUGCCAAGAACGAAGCAGGACACGAUUCUAUAUACGAAGCUGAGAAUAACGGGAAAACUCAAGUAGAAAACUGGUUUUUGAGCAAGUAUGCGCCAGAAGAAGACUUUUCUAUUGCAAGUGAUGGUGAUACAACAAGGGUGACGUAUGCCCCAGGAACAGAAAGUAAAUUGGCUGACGAGAACGCUAGAGAUGCAGUCUUUGCCACAAGUAUAAACACAGGAGAAAAAGGGGAGGGGAAGAACAAGGAGGAAAGGAAGGAUGAGAGUCCAUCCAAUCCACCCAGCUUGAGCCCUGAACUCGAGGGCAUCGCCAAUGUAUUAAUUAGGAUGUCAGAUUUAGGGUUUGAUCCAACAUUGAAGAAAAAGAAGAAGGUUAAGAAGUUAGUAGAAGAUUCCUCUUCUAUUGGUUUGGAUGAUACAGAAGGGUCAGCGCUGCAACCAACGAGUAGCUCGGUGGAUGAAUUAUUUUCUGGAAUGAAGAAAAAGAAAAAGAGUAUUAAAAAACCCCAAGUUUCUCAGGAGACCUCUUUGGAAGCUGUAGAAGAUGACUUGAGUGCAUCGCUUGGCGAUUUGUCCUUGAAAAAGAAGAAAAAAAAGAGUACAAAGAAUUUGGAUUUGAAUGAGUUUGAGCAACAAUUGGAGAAAGCUGGUGUUGAGGAUGUUUUUGAGACACAAGAGGAUUUUAGUGCAAGUGCAAGUGCAAAUGCAAAUGCAAAUGCACAGGGUCUGGCACAAUCACAACAAGGCUUAACGUAUGAAACUUUAUUGUCUCGGUUUUUUGAAAUUUUGAAAGCUAAUAAUCCAGAAUUAGCUGGUGACAGGACGGGUCCGAAAUUCAGAAUCCCGCCACCAGUUUGUCAAAGAGAAGGUUCGAAAAAGACCUUGUUUGCAAACGUACAAGAAAUCGCCACCGUGUUACAGAGGAAUCCCGAGCAUUUGAUACAAUUUUUGUUUGCCGAAUUGGGUACCUCAGGUUCGAUCGAUGGUGAAAAACGAUUGGUUUUGAAGGAGGAGAAAGAGGAGAAAGAGGAGAAAGAGGAGCAAGAGGAGCAAGAGGAGCAAGAAGAGAAAGAGGAGCAAGAGGAGCAAGAGGAGCAAGAAGAGAAAGAGGAGCAAGAAGAGAAAGAGGAGAGUUGGAGUGCUUGGGAGAAAGAAAAGUCGAGUAUCUGCCAGUAG